Gilbertella persicaria is the source of this 1215-nucleotide messenger RNA. Its product is annotated as mitochondrial carrier domain-containing protein. Gene Ontology annotation, cellular component: mitochondrial envelope. The coding region runs from base 20 to 1024 and encodes 334 amino acids. Lineage: Eukaryota; Fungi; Mucoromycota; Mucoromycetes; Mucorales; Choanephoraceae. Gene Ontology annotation, biological process: mitochondrial transport; carnitine transmembrane transport. The transcript has 4 exons. The record is from RefSeq and is a predicted model, not a curated record. Gene Ontology annotation, molecular function: O-acyl-L-carnitine transmembrane transporter activity.
AGUGCAACAUAAAAUUCACAUGCAAGAAAUCAGCUAUAAUUUCCUUUUUUUCCCCUCUCUCGUUUAUUUUUUUUUUUCUUUUAUCCCCACAAAAAAAGAAAUGUCUGUUGAACAAAAGCAAAUUGAACUUACUACUGUCGAGGUCAAGAGUGAUACUGCUUCUUCUAUCAAGUCUUUCCUUUCUGGUGGUUUUGGUGGUAUGGCUUCUGUCUUGGUUGGUCAACCCUUUGAUCUCGUCAAGGUGCGUCUCCAGACAAGUGAAGGUCUCUACAAGAACACGGCCGAUUGUUUCAAACAAAUCAUUAAACAUGAUGGUAUUUUGGGUUUAUACCGUGGUAUGGCCACUCCUUUAGCUAGUGUCACACCCAUCUUUGCCGUCAGUUUCUGGUCUUAUGAUUUAGGUAAAAAGAUUGUGUAUGGUUUAAGAGAAAAGAGCGAUGUGAGCAGACCUCUUUCUUUGGCUGAAAUCACAUUUGCUGGCGCAUUCUCUGCUGUUCCUACCACUUUGUUCAUGGCACCUUCUGAGCGUGUCAAGGUGUUGAUGCAGAUUCAAGGUCAAGGAGGUGAUCCCAAAUACAAAGGUCCUUUGGAUGUUGUUCGUCAACUCUACAAAGAAGGUGGUGUUCGUUCUAUCUGGAGAGGUACAGGUGCUACUCUCUUGCGUGAUUCUCCUGGUUCUGCUGCUUACUUUGUUGCCUAUGAACUCAUCAAGAAGGGUCUUACACCUGAAGGUGCUCGCCCUGAAGAUUUAAGUUUUGGUGCUGUCUUGUUUGCUGGUGGUAUGGCUGGUGUUGCUAUGUGGACAAUUGCUAUUCCUCCUGAUGUUCUCAAGUCUCGUUUACAAUCUGCUCCUGCCGGUACAUACAGCGGAUUGGGUGAUUGUCUUAAAAAGACACUCAAGGCAGAUGGUCCUUCUGCUCUCUUUAAGGGUCUUGGCCCUGCCAUGUUAAGAGCUUUCCCUGCCAAUGCUGCUACUUUCUUGGGUGUAGAAUACUCCAUGAAGGCCAUGAACAUGUUAUUUUAGAAGUGUACAAUAAUAAUAAUAAUAAUAAAUGAAUAAUGUUAAUCCGUGGUUGUACAAAGAUGUGGGGAAUUUUUCAUUUGUAAUAGCAAAUGAUUUUUCACUUUGUAUCACGCUCUCUAAAUUUCUGCUGACACGAUUAAAUAGUCUUUUUUUUUCUUUUCUUUUUCUCAUAACUCUCAUGUCUCUUCUUC